GCUAGCUAUAGCACCAAAUCUUAGACUGUUUGCUCUGCAAUGUCCCCAUGAACUUUCAGGUGAAGGUGGGCACACUCAAUCUCUUAAAGUCAAUGCACUCACUGCUCCCAACUCUGCUCGUGUUCUCUGGAUCUGAGUCACUCCCACCUCACUCUUCCAGUUCCAACUUGCUAGUGAGUAGUUACUGUUUGAGACUUGAUCAAUGCUGAGAAAGAACCACCUCACAAUUCAGCAGAACCAAACUAGUAUUAUUUAUGUCUACUGCCAAAGACAAUCUUCCAGAAGAUUAGCCAGAACAUCCAACACCAAAUCAUUCAUCACAUGUGACGAUCCUAAAGGAGUUGUGGAUUGUGGGAUGAUAAUGAGGAGAUCCAAAAGCAGCGGUGGUUCACAGAUUAUGGAUAAGCAGAAGAAGAUCGAAGUCCAAAGAAAUUCGAAGAACUCAAUUAGUACAUCACCAUCUUCAUUGGGGUUGAUCUCCCAAGAGGAGUUUCAGAGCUCUUCAUCAUCUUCUUCUUUUCAGCUCAUGGAAGUUUCUAGAGGAGCUCAGAGGCUGAACCACAUGAUUGGUUCCUGGUCGAAUGAGAAGAAGAGAUUUGAUCAUGGCCAGUCUAAAGACAUUGCAAAAGAUUUGCUAAAAGGAGCGCUUGAUUUGCAGGAGAGUCUUGUUAUGCUUGGGAAGUUGCAAGAAGCUUCACAGUACAUGAGUAACUUGAACAAAAAGCACAUGGGACAGCCGGAAAGAGCUUACUCAAAUCGAUAUGGAGAUCAAGGUUAUGUGAAGCCAAGGCUUUCUUCUGAUGGAUACUCUUCAAGGAAUAGUAAUGAGGAGCUUAAGAAGGUGAUCAGAGACAGCCUUGUGAGGCAAAAAUUGUUCGAAAAUACAAGCACUGCUGAGAAGGGUUGUGCUUAUUCUCCUCAAAGAUACAGGGAUUCAUAUUCAGACAGUACUCCUUCCACAAGCUCAAGCCAGUCUUCUAUGUAUCAUAAUUCUAGUGAGUAUUCCAGCAUUGCAUCACAAAAGGCGAAAGGUCCAAGUCUGAUUGCCAAACUCAUGGGAAUAGAAGACUACCCUUUAAAAUCUGUGCAGGAGGGUGAGAAGGUUUCAAAACAGCAGAGGCCUGCAUUUGAAAUUGAUAGGCCAAAGGUGAGGAAGCCUCUGACUGCAUCGCAAAGUGUUGAUCCAGAAAAGAGGUCCUUAAGGGAAGUUCUUGACACGAUGCGGUUUAAAGGGCUUCUGAGAAACAACUCUUUUGAAGAGCCCAAGUUUGAGAUUCAUCAUUCCAAUAAAUUGGAAUCGGAGAAAAGGUUCAAUGGUGAUAGUCCACCAAUUGUGCUGAUCAAGCCUAUUUCUGUUGAAUCCCCAGAAAUGGAAGCAAAUGCACCAAUUGUUCGGGGAGAGGAAGCUUUCUACAACAGAAGGAUGCUUAAGAAAUUGAGAUCAGAAGAAGAGGUUUCUCCGAAAACAGCGAGUGGUAAAGAGGGAGCUUUGAGGUCUGACAAAGUGCAGCAAAAACUUGUAGUAGAAGAGACAUCAAUUAGAAAGACUAGCAAAGAAGAAGGAGCUAAAAAGCAUCGAGGGGCAGUGGACAAACAUGGAGAAAAAGAAGCCAAGACGAAAGAAAUGGCUUCGAGAAAGUUGAAAGCUUCUCAACCUGUAGUUCACAAGUCACAGAAGGAGGCAAUUGACAAGAGGGUUGAUAAGAUCCAAAAGGUAGCUGCUGUUAACAGGAACUCAGCGGAGAAGGAUAGAGUGAUAGCUAAAACCGUGUCAAAGUCAAAGUCUCAAGAUCAAGACAUUGUGACAUCUGCCAAGGCAAGAAAGCCUGAAUCUGGAUCAAACAUCAAAAGGACUCCAGUUUCUCGACAACCAAGUACUGUGACAAGCACAAGUUCAAAACGUUCAACCGUACAGAAUGCAGAGUGUAAUUCCAGCGAACGCAGAAGGAAUCAUUUGAGGAAGGAAAAGCCAGUCAAGGAGCCUACAGGAGCUAAAUCAGUUGCCAAAAAUGUUGUGAGCGAAGAAAUUGUCAGGAGAAUUGAUACCAGUGAUAAAAGUGAGUCUUCUCUGAUCAGCUCUGAAAAUACGCCUAUACUAACAAGCUCCAAUACUGAUUCUAGAGAUCAACUCCUUAAAGAAGAGGAAAAGGAAACCUAUGGAUCCCAGAGUGAAGGGCACUGCAAUAGUUUCCAAAGUUCUCUUUCUGAAGCUACAUCACUGAGCUCCAUGCAAGAAACAAACCCUGAAACUGCAGUAGAAGUUUCUGGAGACAUCAGUCAGAGUGGAAAGGAUGGCAAAACAGUCAGAAGUGGUGAAAAUCUCAGAGAAUUUCUUUUGAGUAAUGCAUCAUUUCUGAGUCAUGCCGAAGAGUAUUUUGAUCUUGAUGUGAAUGGCUCUACAAUCUUACAAACAUCUUCUGUCUCCAAUUUCGGAGUGUCGAAUUCAAGACUAGUUUUAAACUGUGCAAGUGAACUAGUCGAGUGCAAAAUAUUUCAAGCUUCACAAACAGUUGAUCCUCUGUCACUAACAUUCAAAGGCAAGUCAAAAGUUUCCAUAUCGUUGGACAAGUUGGUGGAAGAUAUUUGGAAUGGGAUCGAGAAUCUGAGAAGUUACAGCAAGCUUGCUGGUGAUAACCUUCUUGCAGAUAGUCUGUAUGCAAUGUUGGAGAAAGAUGUAAUGUGCAAAGGAGUAGGAAAAGGAACAUGGGAUUUGGGUUGGAGAAAUGGAUUUUCCGGGGAUGAAGGUGAGCAAGUAGUGAGUGACAUAGAGAGACUGAUUUUCAAUGGACUGAUUGAGGAGGUCUUUGCAUAAUCAUACGUAAUUUUAUCUGGUAUACAGGUUUAAGGUAAUCAUAGCAGUUUGUUCUUUUCUGUACAUAUAUUCAGCGCUAGAGUUAAUAGGAAGUGAGUACUAGAAACUCUACUCUUGAUUGGCAUCUGGAGGCUAUCAUCAAUUAUCGAUUUUUACAUAUGCGUCUUAACAGUUAGAUGACAUGUUCUAACCUUAGAGGCAAGAUAAAGGGAAGUUCUGCAAAUUAGGGUCAUAAAUUUCAAAAGUUCAAAUGUUUCCCUAUGUACUACUUUAAGAAACAUAAGAAUCUGAAACCAGUCCUUGCAGGAAAUUAUGACAUGACUUGGUUGUAUCA
Molecule: messenger RNA, 3146 nt
Organism: Rosa chinensis
Lineage: Eukaryota; Viridiplantae; Streptophyta; Magnoliopsida; Rosales; Rosaceae
Exons: 6
Coding region: 203-2812 (869 amino acids)
Source: RefSeq, a predicted model, not a curated record